CUGGCAACACUGGCCACACAGUCCAGUAACACAACUGGACUCCAAAAAAAAAGAAGACAAUAAGACAAGUACAAACCAAGUGGGCAUCAGAAAAGUAACUACCAAGGACGCGGGGCGCAUAGCAAAACAAUGUCAAAGGCGGUGAAUAAUAUGAACAUGGGCAUUGUGGAGCCACAGGAAAGGAUGAAACAUCUCUCGCAUUACGGGAAUCUUAUCGAGGUGGACAAAAACAUGCCAGUGACACGCUACUACCGUUCUGGCACCGAGAUGCUGCGCAUGGCCAAUGUAUACCUCAACGAGGGUAACCAUGAGAACGCCUUCAUCCUGUAUUUACGGUACAUGACUCUGUUCAUUGAGAAGAUACGCCAGCAUCCAGAUUAUGCCAGUGUCAAGGCAGAAGUGAAGGCCAUAAACAAAAAGAUUAAAGAUGAGAUUAUGCCCACAACGGAGAAGUUAAGAGCAAAGUUGCUAGCUCACUACCAGAGAGAAUACGAGCAAUUCCUGGCCAGCAAGGAGGCGGAAAGAGUUCGAGAAUUGGAGCGGGAACGCCAGAGACUCAAAGAGCUGGCCAGUCGGCAGGCGGGUGGCUCUGGCGGCAUUCCAUCCAUUAUUCCCGCCAAUCUCCAUGUCCAGAUGGAUGAUAAAUUACAGCCCACAGCUCCGGAUCUUUCCUUGCUGGACCAUGUGGUGUAUCCAAAUGACUUUCCCACGGGAGCCAAUCGCAGCGCCAACUUGCCCAACUCUGGCCUCCUCUUGCCAGCGGCAGCGGAUCCUCCUGCAAGCGACAAGUCCACAAGCUUGCAUCCGAAGCCCGCCUUCGAUAGGAAUCAGAAGCCACAAUACAAUCGAACUGAUUCACUGCUGGCGGGCUCAUUGCGCAUUGUGCAUGUACCUGGCGAUACCAUGGAUGUGUUCCUACAAUUGGCACGAGCCAAUACCACAAAUAACAUCGAAACUUGUGGCGUUCUGGCCGGUCAUCUGGCCCAGAAUGAGCUCUACAUCACGCAUAUCAUCACACCCCAGCAGCAGGGUACUCCAGAUAGCUGUAAUACCAUGCACGAGGAGCAGAUCUUUGAUGUGCAGGAUCAGAUGCAACUCAUCACGUUGGGCUGGAUUCAUACGCAUCCCAGUCAGACGGCUUUUCUAUCAUCUGUUGACCUGCACACACAUUGUUCCUAUCAGAUGAUGAUGCCCGAAGCUCUAGCCAUCGUGUGUGCACCCAAGUACAAUACCACUGGUUUCUUCAUACUUACACCACAGUAUGGACUGGAUUAUAUAGCCCAAUGUCGGCAAUCAGGCUUUCAUCCUCAUCCAAAUGAUCCGCCAUUGUUUAUGGAGGCUCAGCAUAUGAAAAUUGAUAACCAGACCAAAAUCAAAGUGAUCGAUCUACGCAGAUAGUAUGCUGAAUUGCUAAUCUAAUACCGAAGAAUGCGAAUUUAACUGAUGCAGAAUGGAAACUCAUAUAUACAAUAACACAAUAAGCAAUGAAGCCAACAAAUUUUUCGUUAACCAAAAUUAUUAAAUGAAUUGAUUACCAAUUAACCAAGAAGUAGAACUGUGUGUUCCAACAAAAACCAAAACCCGUUCAACCAGAGUCUAUAUACAGAAAUUGAUAAUUGCUAUAUAUAUAUAUAGAUGUACAGAUAUACAUAUAUAUAUAUUUUGCGUAUAUACCAAGAUAUAUUUUUGCAUACCGUAGUUUCCUGACUCCACCCCCAAGACAGGGUAAUAUUCAAUACAUGGAUCUUAGAGCACCUAUCGCAGAGAUAUUUUGGCUUUCAAUUUUCAUUGAUUUCGAUGACUUUAUGUGAUUUACAAUUGUGGCUUACAAUUUCGUUAAAAACUAUUUGUAUUUAAUAAUAUAUUUUUAGCAUUUAACACCAACACACACACACACAUAGACAUACACAUCCACAUACCUAAACUUACAGCUAAAGUAUACUAUUUAUUAUCUAUGUAUGUACUAUUGCUAACUAUUUGCAAUAAUAUGUUGUUGAAUUACGAAAAAAAAAAAAAAAGAAAACAAACUUUUAAAAGAAGGCAAUUUAAAUGAUGUAUGUAUAUGCUUAACAACUAAAGCGAAUAAACUAUUUAUGAUUUAUUUAUUUCCAA
Drosophila willistoni is the source of this 2112-nucleotide messenger RNA. Its product is annotated as STAM-binding protein-like A. Gene Ontology annotation, cellular component: membrane; endosome. Gene Ontology annotation, biological process: protein K63-linked deubiquitination. Gene Ontology annotation, molecular function: K63-linked deubiquitinase activity; protein binding; metal-dependent deubiquitinase activity. The record is from RefSeq and is a predicted model, not a curated record. The transcript has 5 exons. Lineage: Eukaryota; Metazoa; Arthropoda; Insecta; Diptera; Drosophilidae. The coding region runs from base 130 to 1398 and encodes 422 amino acids.